Messenger RNA from Daldinia loculata, 1069 nucleotides. RefSeq lists its product as uncharacterized. NCBI's taxonomy places the organism in Eukaryota, Fungi, Ascomycota, Sordariomycetes, Xylariales, Hypoxylaceae. The transcript has 2 exons. The record is from RefSeq and is a predicted model, not a curated record. The coding region runs from base 598 to 921 and encodes 107 amino acids.
ACUUUGAGCUUCCGGCAUCAGUGGUUUAGUGGUAAAAUCCAUCGUUGCCAUCGAUGGGCCCCGCGUUCGAUUCGCGGCUGAUGCAUUACUUUUUUCUUUCUUUUUUUCUUCACCUCAUUUUUUGUUAGUAGAUACACUGGCUCUGUUCUGGUACUUGUUGUCGUACGGAAAGGCUACUUGAAGUGCCACACUUCUGGUUGAAAUAUUUAUUCGAUGAGUAUUAUUCACUAUUAAUAGGGGCUUGAGUAUACCAAUAGCGACGAUUAUCUCACUAUUGAGUGAUAUAUCGUGGUGUUGGACAGAAUCGAGCUCGCAUUAUUCAAGGCGAAGACGGCGGUCGCAAUUGGGUUCAUUGGACUAAUAGUAGGGAAAGUAAAACCGGGCCGGGCUAGACAAGUACCUAGCGCCCCCGUGGUUGUGAGCCAGUGUUCUAAGUCCUGUUGAGUUCGCACCGUUUGGGUAUGAUAGAUUUCUACGCCAGCUCCUCGACGUCCAGACAGAAAUAGUUGGUCCAAAUGAGUAUGGAAGCGUUGCAAGCAGGUAUCUUGUCCUAUAAGGACAAGCAUUAGAAAUGGCCGGGGCGAAACCGACGGGAAGAUGCACCUAAAGGACGCCCCUAGAACUAGAUUACCUGGGCCAGAAGUCUUAUGGAAUAAAGUGUUCAAUCGUGUUAAGGACAAUGGAAUGGUCCGAUUUCCCGACCCCGAGAUUCGCGCUGGGCGAAAGCAUAAGCUGCCGGAAAUAGAGAAGUUGUACUUGUUGCCUCGCGUGUCGUGCCUUAUUUUAGGGAGAGACGAGGAUUCUGAUAUUAGAGUCCAGAUCUACCUAGGUAAGACUAGGAUGGAGACGGUCUAUCCUAUUCAAAUGAUGCACUACACACCCGUGGUGCAUACCAACAUACCUAGCAUACCUCCUACAUAGAGACAGAUAACCUCAGAGCUACCAACCACCAGGUGACUGGAAAACCCGAUAACCUCUUCGUGUAUGUAGGCGAAUCGAUUUAGAAGUUGUAGUUGAGAUUGAGAAUUCUCAAGAGGUAAUCUUGAAGUCGUAAUUGAGUGGUGAGUGG